UGUCAGAGUUGUCUUAGUGGACCAGAAACAACAGGUGUCUAACAAGUGUGACACUGAGCUCCAGAUAUUUCAGAUUCUUUUCUAAUUUCUUACAUUUUAUUCGUUAAUUAGUUUGAGUCGAGUAUUCAGAGUUCCAGGAUCAGUAACCUUCUGCCAGGUGAACAUGACAAACCAAUCGGCUCUCAUCCUGAGGACGGCCUUGCUGCUCCUGCUGCUGGUGGUCAGAGCAGACGCUAAGAUGGACAUCAUUUCCAGUAAGCAAGAUGUUCAAGUGGGAGAAGAAAUCUUACUGUUGUGCAAAGCUGGUGGAGACGGAGAUAUAACGUGGCGUAAGGAUGGAGAAGACAUAGAUGAUGAGGACAUUGUGCAGAAAGUGGAUGAAACCUCCUCUAAGCUGUUGAUUAAGAAGGCUACGAUGCAGGAUGCAGGCAGAUACACCUGUCUGUGUGAGUUCGACAGCGGCCACAAAGAUGACAUCCAGACAAUGCUGUAUGUUUAUGAGGGUCCAUCAUUUGGAAGCACCACGACCUACCAUGAGUUUCUGGAGGGCACAGAUGGGACGGUGCCCUGCCUGGUGGCCGGAGAGCCGGCGGUGGAUGUUCACUGGCUUAAAGACAAGCAGGAAAUCUCUUCUAAUGGGGGGAGACGUGUGCGUCAGAUGCCUGAUAACUCACUCCAUAUUGAAAAAGCAAAAAGAGACGACACUGGGACUUACGUGUGUCGUGCUCAGAUCAGAGGAAGGCCAAUCUAUCAGGAACUCUCUGUCUCUGUUGUCAUUAAUGCUCCUCCUACUGUGCGCCUCAGAGAGGAAGUGAAAAAAGUACUUGCCGGACCUGAAACCAACGUCUCUCUGCUGUGUUUGGUGGAUGGUCACCCAAAACCCAACAUCACCUGGACCAUGCCAGAGAGUUUUGACCCUUCCCAUCAUCACUUCAACUCAGACCGCAGCCAGUUGACCAUAUGGUCUGUUGCCAGAGCCGACUAUGGAGAGUACAUCUGCACCGCCACCAACAAAAUAGCAGAGAGCAGCGCUACUUUUAUGAUGCAUGUCUUCGAGGCCCCAGAGGUGUUUGUGUCUGUAGAGGAGCAGCGAGUGUCGGUGGGUGAGAGUGUAUCUGUGUCCUGUAAUGUGUCCGGCCAUCCUCAGCCUGAGCUGCACUGGCUCAACAAGCACAAUGGACGCACACUGGAUUUAACCACUGGUCGUGUCCGUGUGGUGGACGGAGUGCUGCUGAUUGAUGAGGUGAUGCCCUCUGAUGGUGGAUUGUAUUCCUGCAUGGCUGUCAGCCUUUCAGGAAAUGCAUCUCGAGAUGUUGCAAUAUACACUCAGCCAGGGCCUCCUCACUACUUCUCAGUCUCUCCGGGUCCCACCUCGGUCCUCUUCUCCCUCAAGAUCCAACCCAACAAUGGAGGAACUCCAAUCACAAGUUUUGUCCUGCAGUGGAGGCAAAAUCCAGCAGAGCAGUGGAAGGAGACCACAGUCCCAGCUUCAGAUGUCUUAGCUGUCACCGACCUCAAGCCGUACACACUGUACUCAGUACGUUUGGCUGCCUUGAAUGCAGUAGGACUGGGACAGUUCUCGGAAACAAGCAACGUUCGCACUCAGGGAAUACGUGAACCAGACUCCCCAGUUCUGUCAUCUCCUGGCAUGAAAGUUGAGGGAAACUCCUUCUCCGUCCCUCUGAAACAGACGGAUGAUGGUGGAAGUCCUGUGCUGCACUUUAAUGUUCGAUACAAACAGGAUAAAGACAAGACUGAGUGGAAAGAAAUGCAGCUGCCAUCCACCGCUGACUCUGUCUCCCUUAAAGAUUUGGCUUUCGGCUCAGACUAUCAACUGGAAGUCACAGCUAUCAACACUAAUGGUUCCUCUUUUCCUGCCACAUUCAACUUCACCAUUGCAGAGCAGCCAGUGAGCCGCAGCAUGACUAAAGGCACAGUGGUGAGCAUCGUCAUGGUGAUCUUCCUGCUGGUGUUUCUGGUGGUAGACGCCACCUGUUGCUAUAGAAACCGCUGCGGCCUGCUCAUGACCAUUGCUGUGAAACUGUUUGGACAGAAGGUUCCAGGCCUCAAAAUGAUUGAAGAAGGAGACGGAACCACUAAGGGAGAGGUAAAGCUGAAGGGUAUAUCCACUCCAAGAGGCAGCAUUCAGCAGGUGGGUACACUCACCAAGGAGGUCGGGCAACUCACAGAGGUCACAUGUGAUAAGGCCCCCCUCACCAAACAUGAGAAAACACAACCACAUAGACAACUGCCGGCUGAUGCAUGAGACCAGAAACUGAAGAACCAAGAAUCAAAGUGUAAAAACAAGUGAUUACGUACUGUGUAGACAACAAGAAGAAGUCAAACAAUCCCCACAAUCCACUGUGGGAAAGAGUGUGUGUUAAACACAACUGGGCUCAUCCAGACCUCUGUGAUGUUGGACUGAGAGGACAGAGGUUCUCCUCACACUUCAGCAGAUAUAAAGACUGACAGACAGGAGAUUUCCAUUUGUGCUAUUUUUUCUGCUCCAGUUUUGAAUAGCUAAAUGUCCUUUUACAGGGUGAUCUUGAUGUCUGUAUCUUACAGGGUAAAAUUAUCUAUAUGAUCUUCACAUCGCUUUUGUAAAAAAUUUCAACAAAUGUUUACUUCCUGCGGUUGAACGUUACACAGACACAAGGUCUUUUUUCAAAUGAAGUUUUAUUGUUACUAACUGUUUCACUGUGGCAGCUCCACUAACUAAUAUCAAUAAUUGAACAUUUUGUUUUUUAUUAUAUAAAACUGAACCCCAAUAAUGCAGAUUUAGGAACCAUUUAGUCUAAACUAAACCUAACUAAUGCUUAAUGCAGAGUUAUUUGUGCUGGUAUUUAUUGCUUUAAUCCAGAUUAUAAUCAAAGGAGCGACGUUCUUUAUGAGAGGCUUUGAAUUAAAAGCUGUAUUUUAUUUUGUGUUGCCAGCUUUGCUGUUAAGCACUUUCCUGUGAAAAGUUUUGAAUGGUCAGCUGCUUACAUCGACCACUUAGAAAACUUUUAAUGAGAAGCAACUUUAAUUUUGAAGUACCUGUAAUAAUAAUCAUGUAAAAUAUAAUUACACCUGACAAAAUGGAUUCAUGUAAAUUAUUUUGUAUUUAUAGCCGUAUUAUAGUGAUUUACAGUAAACAAGUACAUUCACAUGAAAAUAUUUCCAGCAUUUAACAAAUAUGUAGCUUUUCUAUUAAGAAGAUAUAGAUGUUUGUAGAUUUCCUCAGCAUUCUGACUUUGUUGUACUAUUGUAUUUAACACUGUAAAUACAUUGCUGUGUAUACACAUGCUGCAUCUUUCAUCGUUGUGUUUGAUAAAUAUUGGACUGGAAAA
This is a messenger RNA of Amphiprion ocellaris (clown anemonefish), 3329 nucleotides long. RefSeq names its product neural cell adhesion molecule 3 (gene ncam3). The record is from RefSeq and is a predicted model, not a curated record. Gene Ontology annotation, molecular function: protein binding. Gene Ontology annotation, cellular component: membrane. The transcript is spliced from 16 exons. Gene Ontology annotation, biological process: cell adhesion. The coding region runs from base 164 to 2266 and encodes 700 amino acids. NCBI's taxonomy places the organism in Eukaryota, Metazoa, Chordata, Actinopteri, Pomacentridae.